This is a messenger RNA of Oryzias melastigma (Indian medaka), 1636 nucleotides long. It is a transcript of the gene bbs5, whose product is annotated as Bardet-Biedl syndrome 5. The transcript has 12 exons. Gene Ontology annotation, biological process: intracellular transport; cilium assembly. Lineage: Eukaryota; Metazoa; Chordata; Actinopteri; Beloniformes; Adrianichthyidae. The record is from RefSeq and is a predicted model, not a curated record. Gene Ontology annotation, cellular component: BBSome; ciliary basal body. Gene Ontology annotation, molecular function: phosphatidylinositol-3-phosphate binding. Bases 120 to 1148 code for a protein of 342 amino acids.
CUGUUGCUAUGGGGAUAAUGACGCUGCGCUGGCUCUGCUUGGAUUAGUAGUUAGCCAGUUUAGCAGCGAAAGGUAUCCUGUCAAAUUGGAAAACCUUGGGAAUAAUCCAACACACUGCCAUGGCGUCAGCUUUAGAUACUCUCUGGGAAGACAGAGAUGUUCGGUUCGACAUAACGGCUCAGCAAAUGAAAACUCGUCCAGGAGAAGUUCUGAUAGAUUGUCUGGACUCAAUCGAAGACACAAAGGGAAACAAUGGAGAUCGAGGAAGACUCCUGGUUACUAAUCUGAGGAUCAUCUGGCACUCUUUGGCUCUGCCGAGAGUUAAUUUAUCUGUUGGUUACAACUCAAUUAUUAACAUCACAACGAGGACAGCGAACUCUAAACUGAGGGGUCAAACUGAAGCUCUCUACAUCUUAACAAAGUCUAACAACACAAGAUUUGAGUUCAUUUUCACAAAUUUGGUUCCAGGAAGUCCAAGACUCUUUACGUCUGUCAUUGCUGUCCACAGAGCCUAUGAGACAUCUAAGAUGUACCGGGAUCUGAAACUGCGAGCAGCCCUCAUUCAAAAUAAGCAACUUAGACUUUUGCCGCGGGAGCAGGUUUAUGAUAAGAUUAAUGGCGUUUGGAAUUUGUCCAGUGAUCAGGGAAACCUUGGAACCUUCUUCAUCACUAACGUUCGGAUUGUUUGGCAUGCCAACAUGAACGAGAGCUUCAAUGUCAGCAUUCCUUACCUUCAGAUUUGGUCCAUCAGAAUAAGAGACUCCAAGUUUGGCCUGGCUUUGGUGAUUGAAAGUUCACGCCAGAGUGGAGGAUACGUGCUGGGGUUCAAGAUUGAUCCCGUGGAUAAGCUGCAAGAUGCACUCAAAGAAAUCAACUCCCUGCACAAAGUUUACUCAGCUAACCCCAUCUUUGGAGUAGACUACGAAAUGGAGGAAAAGCCUCAGCCGUUGGAGGAACUGACGGUGGAACAGCCUCCAGAUGACGUGGAAAUUGAGCCCGAUGAGCAGACUGAUGCCUUCACUGCUUACUUUGCUGAUGGCGUGAAGCAACAAGAUCGUGAAGCAGUGUUCUCUGAGGAACUUGGCCUUGCUAUUGAAAAGCUGAAGGAUGGAUUCACACUUCAGGGGCUUUGGGAAGUAAUAGGUUGAAAUAAUACAGAACUCUAUGUAUAGAUUGGGCUUUUUUUAAUAGUAAGACAUUUAUUUAUUUAUAGAGAAAGAUCAAGUUUGUAUUAACUACAUGUAGAUACUUUAUUCCUGUACAUAUUACAUGUAUCAUCACAAUUUUUAAGCACUUUUAGUGCAGAGCUUUGACUAUAACUUCAUGUUUAUUGUCUUAUUUCAACAGAUGAUUGACACUUUUCUUUGUUAUGAAAAAUCAGAUUUAGGAGAUUUUUGGGAAGAAGUACUGAUGCUAAAUUAGAGAAAAAUGUUGAAACUUUUUUAAAAGUAUCAACUAAUCAGCUGUUGAGUGAAGCUGCUUUCUGGGUCCGUCCUUGUAGAUGUCAUAAACUAAUAGCAGAAAAAGACUCAUCAUUUUAUCAGUGAGCUGUGACUCACUCCAAAGUGUCCCUGAAAUCCUGGCACCCUGUGGCUCAACCAUGAGCUUAAGGUUAAAAUAAAGAUUUAAAACAAAA